GGUACUUCCAAAACAUGAAAUAGUUCUCAUAAACAAAACCAAUUACUUUCUAAUCCGGCUGUUAUUAGAGUGCAUUUGAGGUGAAAAAUGUCCUUAUUUAAAGUAUCUAACUGGUGGAAAACACAAUGUCCCGAUCUGGAACCAAACUACGAUUCAUUUUCCUUGCACUGCGCGCGGUUGUGCAUCCAGGAAGGCGAAAAGGACAGUAUUCUAGUCGGCUCACAUUCAGGAUACUUUUCUAUAUACCAACCAUCCUACCGAGCCUCGAACGAGGGGGAACUGGAUGACGACGAACAGUUUGAGAAUGUUUUUCAACAUUCGGAUGUAGUGUUGGAAACUCGAUUACCCCUGCCAGUCAUCGGAAUAACGGACGGAAAGUUUACUACGGUCGCGAAAACCGAAGGUCGACAGCAUAUAGCGAUUUUGCAUCCGCUAAAGGUUUGCAUAUACAAUACACUAACGAUCGGUGGAAUUGCUGAUCACGGCGACCACACGAAGCUCCAGCUUCUAUACGAGCAUAAUUUGACCAAAUCGGCAUUUUCUUUCUGCCGGGGAAACUUCGGUGGUGUAAAAGGACGUGACUUUCUAUGCGUUCAGCAUCUUGACGGUUCGCUUAGGUUCUUCGAACAGGACGGAAUAAGCUACGAGUGCAGCUUUCCAGGCGAAAGGAACAUCCCGUCGCCCAUACACUAUGCCGCACGGAUCGAUUGUUUCGUCACGGUUUCCCCGAGCUGGGAGCUGGAGUGCUACCGUUACCAGGACCUAUCCGAAACGAACGAAUCUCUGCGAAGGCACGAACCCAUUUGGUCGUUAUGUAUCGGCGAGUACGCAAUGGAUUUUAAUGUACAUCAAAUAUCCAAUGUGGAAUCCGUGAUAGUAGUCAUGGGAGAGAAUAACCUCAUUUGCGUAACCGAUACAGGUAAAGUUCGCUUCAUAAAAAAACUCGAUUACUCUCCCGUUUGCCUUUACUCUUUCGUGAUCGGAUGGUAUUGGGAACCGGAUGCCCGUCUUAUGAUAGCGCUAGUGUCCGAGAGUGGAUCGUUGCUGCUUUACGAGGAGAGUCAAAUUGUGUGGUCUGCUGAGCUUCCCGAAAUACCUGUUGCAUUAGGACGGGCCAAUGUGUCAAGUUUACCCGGAGCUCUAGUGACACUUGGUAACACCGGUUCCCUGGAUGUAGGAUAUCUUGGCUCAGAGCCGCAUCUUUUCAAAGUUCCUCCUAUAAAGCUGGCUCCUUUUGAAGUACAAAAAUGCCAAACAGAAUUAAUGGAAUUGGAAAAUGAAAUACGGUCCGGGGUGGAUUUCAGUGAUACCGAUGUGAUUAAUGCGGCAGCUGAACGCGAAGUAACUUUAAAUAUUCUGCUGGAUUCAAAGCUUGAAAAAUGUAUUUACCCAACACAAAUUGUGCUCGAACAAUCGGCAAUCUGCAUGUGUCAACUGGAGGUUACAGCCAAACCACAUAUUAAUUUAGAGUUGCUGCAAAUAUGUGUCAUCGUAGAUCCUGCCCUUAAAUGUCAUAAAGAAACGUUCAUGUUUCGUGACGUACAGCCUGACAGUCUCCUCAAGUUGAGUACAGCGAUCCACCCGUACGAACCUGUGAUGCCUGCCACUUUGAAGGUGCAAAUUUCAUGCUCCUAUACGAAUAAGCAAAGCAUUAGCCGUAUUAUACAGCGUUCAACUAUACUGCCGCUAGAACUGUUUGUGAAAACUGUACCAGCUUCGAAAGAAGCGCUCCACAAAGUAACAUUGAGCCUGCAUAACACCAGCGAUGGCCUGAGUACUCUUUUUCCCGAGUUUAUCAGCACAGGAAGUACGCACGCGUUGGGAUUACAGUCGCUGGUUACCGGAAGUAAGGUUACAGUUGUGGCCGCUAAAAACACCAGUCGUUUCAGGGUACAAUCCGAAGACCUUCUCGCAAUACCCCUGAUCGUUACGAGUAUAGCGGAAAGGAUAAAUACUACCAACAAGGACUUCAGCAAACGGAUGCUAUCAGUAUCAUCAAAUCCUCCGAUUGAAGAAAUUUUGGAAGCAGUUGAAAAGCAUCAUCAGCUAAGACGAACUUUGCAGAAAUUAUCGCAUGAAUUGGAAAUUUGCACGGAUCAGAUGCGUCUUUUCGAGCGACGAUUUGUCGUUAAACUCCAGGAACGUGCUCUCCGCGCUCUCGAUGGGAUCCUGAUGCUACUGAAACAAAAUCAUUCCGAAAUAGCUAACAUUUGUAAUGCAACUAAGACCAUCGAGCACGAAAUUAAAAUAUCUCAAAUUCAACUAUCUGGACUGCUCAAACUACUGGAAGUUAGCUUCAUCUACUCGGAAAUGCCACCCAAGUAUUAUGAUCUUAUUAGCAAUGUUCUGUCUGCGCCGGUGUUUGACAGUUCCCAUCUAGGGUGGGAGCAAAUGAUGCAACCGGUAAUGAAAUUCCUUGCUCAAACCGGUCCAUUCCGGGCGAUCGAAGGAAUUUCGUCGUUCGAUGAAAAGUUUAUUUUCGGAAACGAUGAAACCUUUAGCAUUGAGCAGUUUAGGAAGCAGUUUUUCGAACUGCUGUUGCGGAUUAGCAAAAAACGCUCCCAAAACGGACGCGUCAGCGCAGAUUUUAAUGAAGAUCUGGAGGACUUGGCGAAAGAAAACGGAGAGAGCUAUAUUAGCGAGUGGGUGAGUUGCAGUAAAACUGGUGAGCUACCGUUCUAAUGAGAUUUCGGAUACGCCAUUACCAAACUGGUCGAUUGUUCUGAUACUAUCUCACUUUAUUCGGAAGGUUAUGUUAGAGUUGCGUAUAUGCUAUAUAUUACAAAAUGUUAAUUCUGCUUCUUCAUAUUAACAGCAUAAAUAAACAGUCGUAUUUCUAC
Molecule: messenger RNA, 2840 nt
Organism: Wyeomyia smithii (pitcher-plant mosquito)
Lineage: Eukaryota; Metazoa; Arthropoda; Insecta; Diptera; Culicidae
Gene: BBS9
Product: protein PTHB1
Exons: 8
Coding region: 88-2682 (864 amino acids)
Biological process (GO): cilium assembly
Cellular component (GO): BBSome; membrane
Molecular function (GO): protein binding
Source: RefSeq, a predicted model, not a curated record